AAUUCUUCAGUUUCUAAGUCGGCUUUUAAUUUACCAGAGUAAUAAUUAUUUCCAUGAGUAUGGAUUUAUUUAAGAUAUUUCUUUUCUUUCACCUAAUAUCAUCGAUUGUACUAAUUGGGCAUAUGCAUGUGAUCACUAAUAGUGACAAAGAAAUAAAUUCUGAAUCUGUUGGAGAAAUCACGAGUGUAGAAAAUAUACCAGAAACGAAUAAAGUUAAGAAAACAGUGGCUAUUAAAGACAGAGAACAUCUGUGGACUUUGGGUGUUAUUCCUUAUGAAAUCGAAAAUAAUUUCACUGAAUCACAACGCAGGAUAAUAAAACUGGGGAUGCGAAUAUGGGAAGAGUCAACCUGCAUUAAAUUCGUUGAGAGAAAUUUAAACACUCCAGAUUUCAUCGCUAUCGUUAAAGAAGACUGUGGUUGCUGCUACAUAGAAAACAUCCAAAGAAAUAAAGGACGCAGCGUACUAAGUUUAGAUGACGGCUGCGACAAGUUACCGAUAGUUCUUCAUGAGCUGGGCCAUGUUGUGGGCUUCUAUCAUGAGCACGAGCAUCCAGAUCGUGAUCUAUACGUCCAAAUCAUGGAGCAUAAUGUUGAGCGAGGUCAUCGCCAAGAAUUCGGAAAGUAUUCACAUGAUGAAGUUGAUACUCUGGGACAGCCCUACGACUAUCGAUCCAUCAUGCACUACCCAAAAAAUGCGUUUGCACGAUCUGAUUUCAUGGAAACUAUUAUUCCUUUGCAACCAGAUAAUGGAACACUUCCAGUACUUGGAAACAGAGCCAGACUCAGCGCUUAUGAUAUUGCAGCUACUAAUCAUCUAUAUAAAUGUCCAACAUGUGGAGGUUUUCUAACUAACAGCAGCGGAAGUAUUGAACUACCUGAAAAUAACAGCGAAUAUUGUGAAUGGCGAAUCAGAGUUGGGCAUGGAGAACGAAUCUCCCUCAGAAUUGAAUCAAUGGAUAUUCAAAGCACUGCUGACUGUAAAACUGGAUACGUGGAGGUUCAAGUUGGAUUCAACAGGAAAAAUAGUCAAAUUUUCGGCCCUUACUGCGGACAAACAUACGAUUAUAGAAUCAUUGCAACUGAAAGUAUAAUCGUGUCUUACGUCAAUACAAAUAAAAAUAUCAGUUCUAAAUUCAAGGCAGUUUAUUUAAAAAUUUGUGAUGCUGAAAUUUCGUUACGCAACAAUCAGAAGACUUACUUAGAGUCGCCUAACUAUCCGAAAAAUUACAAAUCAAAUGAAGAUUGUUUGUGGCAUCUAAAAGCGCAAGAAGAUCAUGUUAUACAAAUUCAGUUUGAUUUUUUUAGCCUUGAACCCAGUAAUGACUGCGUUAAUGAUUACUUCAGAGUAGGUAAUGGCUACAAAUAUAAUUCCUCAAUUAUUGGAACUUACUGCGGAACGAAAAAUCCAUGGACAAUUACUUCCCAGGAUAAUUCGGCUUACAUUAAAUUCGUUAGCAAUCCUUAUUAUGAACAUUCUGGCUUUUCAGCGUCAAUUACCGCGAUUCCAAAUAAGUAACUUAAUAAAUUGAAGUUUAAAAUAUACAUUGUAUUCCGAUAGAUU
Molecule: messenger RNA, 1562 nt
Organism: Cotesia glomerata
Lineage: Eukaryota; Metazoa; Arthropoda; Insecta; Hymenoptera; Braconidae
Product: dorsal-ventral patterning tolloid-like protein 1
Exons: 5
Coding region: 54-1517 (487 amino acids)
Biological process (GO): proteolysis
Molecular function (GO): zinc ion binding; metalloendopeptidase activity
Source: RefSeq, a predicted model, not a curated record